GGGUAUUUCCAGCUUUGUGGCUUUCACUUCCACAUCUACCAAGUGGGCGGAGUGGACUCCUGUGGACGAAUCAGAUUUCACCCCAGCACCAACUUCAAGAGGUGACCAAGAGGCUCAGGGUUCCAGACGGUGGUGGCAGUAGCAGUAACAGCAGCAGCAGCAGCAGCAGUUAGGACGACCAGAGACAGAGCCAUGGAAGACCAGCGUGACCUCAUCUCCAACCAUGAGCAGUUGCCCAUGCUGGGCCAGCGCCCUGGAGCCCAGGAAAGAAAGUGCGGACGUGGAGCUUUGUACACAGGCUUUUCUGUUCUUGUGGCUCUGCUCCUGGCUGGCCAGGCCACCACUGCCUACUUCCUGUACCAGCAGCAGGGCCGGCUGGACAAGCUGACAGUCACCUCCCAGAACCUGCAGCUGGAGAACCUGCGCAUGAAGCUUCCCAAGCCUGCCAAGCCUCUGAGCCAGAUGCGGGUGGCUACACCCCUGUUGAUGCAGGCGCUGCCCAUGGAAGGCCUGCUCCAGGGGCCCAUACAGAAUGCCACUAAGUAUGGCAACAUGACACAAGACCACGUGAUGCAUCUGCUUCUGAAGUCUGAUCCCCUGAAGGUGUACCCGCAGCUGAAGGGGAGCUUACCAGAGAACCUGAAACACCUGAAGAACACCAUGAACACCCUGGACUGGAAGGUCUUUGAGAGCUGGAUGCACCAGUGGCUCUUGUUUGAAAUGAGCAAGAACUCUCUGGAGGAGAAGCCCACUGAGGCUCCACCCAAAGCACUGACCAAGUGCCAGGAAGAGGUCAGCCACAUCCCUGCCGUCCACCCAGGCACGUUCCGUCCCAAGUGCGACGAGAACGGUAACUAUAUGCCACUACAGUGCCACGGGAGCAUUGGCUACUGCUGGUGUGUCUUCCCCAACGGCACCGAGGUCCCUCACACCAGGAGCCGCGGGCGCCAUAACUGCAGUGAACCACUGGAUAUGGAGGACCUGACUUCUGGGCUGGGUGUGACUAAGCAGGAUGUGGGCCAAGUCAUCAUGUGAGGACAGAAACCAACCCUGGCAGCCAGCCAGCUCUGCAUGGCCGCAGCUUUUUUGCUCCCUAGUACCCCCAGAUUCCUCCCAGCCUCCCACCCUACCUCAUCCCAUGACACUCUGGAACCUGGCUCUCCAUCAUCCUUGGACAUGACAGAUUAAAUAAGAAAUGGCACAGGUGAUGACACAGGAGGGCCCUGCUUCCCACUCCAUCUGUCAACAGGCACCCAAAGCCUGAGAUGGACCAAAACUAGGCAGACCCCUAUUUCCAACAUCAUAGCUGUCUUCAAUGUGGGGCUCUGAGAUCUAAGCCCAUGGACAGGGAGCACACUCUGCCCCCUAAAACUAGGCUGACACAUUGGCUGUUCUCUCUUCUUUGGUCUUGUCCACAUAACACAUCUUCCCCAUGAACAAAUUCCUUCUGUACUUCCUGUAAAAACCCCAGGUCCCCCUGCUCAGCCAAGCUUGUCAUCAGCCCUCACGGUCAUGGCUCAUGCAAGAAUAAAAGGUAGUGAGUAGACCAUUUUGGCUCCUGGCUCU
Molecule: messenger RNA, 1566 nt
Organism: Castor canadensis (American beaver)
Lineage: Eukaryota; Metazoa; Chordata; Mammalia; Rodentia; Castoridae
Gene: Cd74
Product: CD74 molecule
Biological process (GO): immune response; antigen processing and presentation; intracellular protein transport
Cellular component (GO): cytoplasm; cell surface; membrane
Molecular function (GO): MHC class II protein binding; macrophage migration inhibitory factor binding; cytokine receptor activity
Source: RefSeq, a predicted model, not a curated record